Messenger RNA from Rhinolophus ferrumequinum (greater horseshoe bat), 558 nucleotides. RefSeq names its product ribosomal protein L36a (gene RPL36A). The record is from RefSeq and is a predicted model, not a curated record. Gene Ontology annotation, biological process: translation. NCBI's taxonomy places the organism in Eukaryota, Metazoa, Chordata, Mammalia, Chiroptera, Rhinolophidae. Gene Ontology annotation, molecular function: structural constituent of ribosome. Gene Ontology annotation, cellular component: cytosolic large ribosomal subunit; ribosome.
AUGGUUGCUCCCACUGACUCCCAUCAUGAAGAAGGGCGACCAGGAACCGCCUACAUACUUCCGUUUCCAGCCCGGCCUCUUUCUUUCCGCGCGGAUAGCGCUCUCACAAACAUGGUGAACGUUCCUAAAACCCGCCGGACUUUCUGUAAGAAGUGUGGCAAGCACCAGCCCCACAAAGUGACACAGUACAAGAAAGGCAAGGAUUCUCUGUAUGCACAGGGAAAGCGGCGUUAUGACAGGAAACAGAGUGGUUAUGGUGGGCAGACUAAGCCAAUUUUCCGCAAAAAGGCUAAAACUACAAAGAAGAUUGUCCUGAGGCUUGAAUGUGUUGAGCCCAACUGCAGAUCUAAGAGAAUGCUGGCUAUUAAGAGAUGCAAACAUUUUGAACUGGGAGGAGAUAAGAAGAGAAAGGGCCAAGUGAUCCAGUUCUAAACUUCAUAUUUUUAUCGUGAAGACAAUAAAAUCUUGAGAAUAUGUUUGCUUCAUAUGGUUGGUCUUUUGGGGAGGGAAAUAAACUAGUGUCAUUAAAAAAAUUUCCCUUGGGAAAUUUAUGCUUGA